Molecule: messenger RNA, 3754 nt
Organism: Lampris incognitus (smalleye Pacific opah)
Lineage: Eukaryota; Metazoa; Chordata; Actinopteri; Lampriformes; Lampridae
Gene: ivd
Product: isovaleryl-CoA dehydrogenase
Exons: 12
Coding region: 109-1362 (417 amino acids)
Biological process (GO): L-leucine catabolic process
Cellular component (GO): mitochondrion
Molecular function (GO): 3-methylbutanoyl-CoA dehydrogenase activity; flavin adenine dinucleotide binding
Source: RefSeq, a predicted model, not a curated record
GAAGAGUUGCGACUGUUCGCUACUCCGCUGUUGUGUAAUUAUAUUUUGCUGUCGGCGCUAUUUACCAGUCUAUGAGCUCCAGUGGUAACCUGUAGAUAAACCAACAUAAUGUUUGUCGUCAGAAACGCGCUGCGUCUCGCCUCAAGAAUCUCCACACCAGCGCUUGCCAGAAGAGGAUGCGCCGGCGCUGCGAUACCAGUGGACGACGUUGUGAACGGGCUGACCGAGGAUCAGAUACAGCUGAGGCAGACGGUUCGGAGGUUUUGUGCAGAAAAGCUUGCUCCUUAUGCAGAUGAGAUCGACAAGCAAAAUGAAUUCCCUGGAAUGCGGGAUUUCUGGAAAGACAUGGGGGAGAUGGGACUUCUGGGGAUUACUGCUCCAGUGGAAUAUGGUGGCACAGGAUUGGGCUACCUAGAACAUGUCAUUGUGAUGGAGGAAAUGUCGCGGGUUUCUGCAGCCAUUGCCCUUAGUUACGGAGCUCACUCCAACCUCUGUGUCAAUCAGAUGGUGCGCCAUGCCUCUCAGAAACAGAAGGAGAAGUAUAUGCCUAAGUUGAUGACCGGGGAGCAUGUGGGAGCCCUGGCUAUGAGCGAACCAAAUGCUGGCUCUGAUGUUGUGGCCAUGAAACUGAGAGCUAAGAAAGAAGGUGACUUCUACAUUCUGAAUGGUAACAAAUUCUGGAUUACCAAUGGGCCAGAUGCUGAUCUGCUCAUUGUUUAUGCCAAGACGAAUCCAGAGGCCCAUCAAAGAGGCAUCACAGCUUUCAUUAUUGAAAGGGGCAUGCCAGGAUUUUCUACAGCACAGAAGCUGGACAAGCUUGGCAUGAGGGGAUCCAACACCUGUGAAUUGAUAUUUGAAGACUGCAAGGUCCCAGCGGAGAAUAUCCUUGGUCCUCUGAACAAAGGUGUGUAUGUGAUGAUGAGUGGACUGGACCUGGAGAGACUGGUACUUUCAUCAGGACCUAUUGGCAUCAUGCAGGCGGUCGUGGACUUUGCUGUUCCCUACCUACAUGUCAGAGAAGCUUUUGGACAGAAGAUUGGACAUUUUCAGCUGAUGCAAGGAAAGAUGGCCGACAUGUACACCAGGUUAAGCUCCUGUCGGCAAUACGUCUACAAUGUUGCCAGAGCAUGUGACAAAGGACAUUUUAGUGCCAUGGACUGUGCUGGAGUGAUCCUUUAUUGUGCUGAGAAUGCCACUCAGGUUGCUCUGGAUGGCAUUCAGUGUCUGGGUGGGAAUGGCUACAUCAAUGACUACCCCAUGGGCCGUUUCCUGCGAGAUGCCAAACUGUAUGAAAUUGGUGCGGGUACAAGUGAGGUACGCAGGCUCAUUAUUGGACGAGCCUUCAACAGUAUGUACAAGUAGACGAACUAAAGCAUGGAUUUUUGGGUACUCACUACAAACUGACUGACGUGAUUGUAAUGGAUAAACACACACACACACCGAGAGCCUUAAAUGAUGCUGUAUUAGCCAUAAUGUUGCCGAGUUCUUCAACAUUUCAUUGUGAUUGUCACCUGUUAUUGAGUUAGGGGUCAGACUGAGUAUGUUUUGAAUGCCACAACCUUUUCCAUGAAAUAAGCCUUUCGGUAAUUGAACAUGACUGAAAGGUGAAUCUAUUUGCAAUUGAUUUGGAUUGCUCCAAUUUACUGUCUUGUCAGCUUAAUGAUUAACGGGUAAUAUUUUCAUUUUCAUUACUUUCUAUUCAGCCAGUAAAACACGACUUACAGUUUACUGCUGUAAUAUAAAGUGAAAAGAUAGAACAGAAAAUAAGUGUAUUCAAAGAAUGUAUGUGUAUUCAUACAGUCAUAUCUAAUGCCUCACGCUCCAACAGCAAAAAUAUGAAGGGACAACAUGCAGAAACCAUUUUCAUCCUAGUGUUUGUCAACGUCUGACCUUCAACAGUUGGCCUGCAUUUUUAUCUCAAGCUGUGCAAAUGUUAAGCAUCCUUAAUUACAUGAUUUGGAUAUAUAUUUCGCAAAUUAACUCUAGUUUUAAUUGUCAAUCACUGAAGUUCCAUCUGCUAUCCGUCUGAUACUGGAAAAUUGACUGUAAAAGAGCUACACAAACAGAUUUGCAAUCAAAACCAUGAUGACCGGCAAUAAUGUUGGCCAAGCGGGAAUGUCAGACAUCGAAGAACUAAUUAAUUCUUUUAACACGCUGUACCAUUGUUUUAGAACAAGACACAAUGAAAUGAUGGAGGCCACCUUAUGCAUUAAUGACAAUACAGUAGAGGUAUGAUAAGGGUUUGUCUGUUUUGGAGGGGUUCUUGCUGUUUUUGGCAGAGAUGAGUAAAUUGCAAAUACUGUCCUUGUUUUCUUUCUCUUGUUGCCGACAGAGACCUUUGUUGAACCAUUGCCUGGUACUUACUAUUUUGAGGUUUUAUACGAUAAAAUAUAUGUUGAUGGUCACUUGAUGUUGUGAUGUUAAUAUGUGAGAGCAGUCGAUGACUUCAAAAAGGGUUUCAGUAAGUAGCCACAUUUCAGUCCAAAUAUCUUUAUGCGUGCUCAAUAAUCCAGGUAAGAAAAUCAAAGAAAGUUGAAUCAGUUCAUCUGGAUGCAACGUUUAUUGACAGAUAUGUUUUCAUCACACAUCUAAGUGACCUAAACUGACUGCAGGUAUCCCCACCCUUAUAAACAAUACAGUGGCAUAAUGACCAAAAACAACAAUCAGUUUUGUAUGCAAAUCGCUGUGAGCAUUAACUAGCGUUUCAGUGGCCAUGUGUACUUUUCACAGAGGAUUUGAGAAUGGUUGCAGUCACAGCAUUGUAAGAUGAUGAUCACGACCGAAAUGAAGGGGGAACUAAGAGUACAUCUGUCACCAUGUUACAAUGCUAUGAUUGCAACUUAUUCCCAAAUCCUCUGUGAAUAGUACACAUGGCCAUUGAAACUCUAGUUAAUUGUUCAUCGGUUUAAUUAUCCAUGGAAAUUAACAUAUGAAACCGAUCUUUGUUUAGCGUCGUUAUGCCACUGUAUUGUUUUUUGUUUUUGUUUCUUUUUUCCCCCCGGAUUUUUUCCCUCUUUUUCUCCCCAAUUGUAUCCGGCCAAUUACCCCACUCUUCCAAGCUGUCCCAGUCACUGCUCCACCCCCCUCUGCUGAUCCGAGGAGGGCUGCAGACUACCAUAUGCCUGCCCUGAUACAUAUGGAGUCACCAGCCGCUUCUUUUCACCUGACAGUGAGGAGUUUCACCACAUCCCCACCUAAGGGUGGGGAUACCUGCAGUCAGUUGAGACUGAAGAGGUCACUUAUUAGGUGAGUGAUGAAACGUUUCUCUCAAUAAAUGCUGUGGCCAGAUGAACUGAUUGAACUUUCUUUGACAUUUCAGUCCACUUAUAAUUGUGCGACAUGCAUAAAUAGCCCUCAUGAUCAACACACAAACAGCCUUGAGAUCAAUAUUCCUGUUUCCUGUUACGGAGCUUUGGUCUGUUUUUAGCGGGGGAUCCUGGAUAUAUCAAGAUUGCAGUUUGCUAUGCACAUAUUAGAAUAAUAAAAACACAAUUUACUUUGUCCUCAUUGUACGGUAAAUGUGAGUGUGUUUUUCUGUACAUAACUGAUAGAUGAAUAUAGUUUUUUUUGGUGUUGAUCUUUGUUCAAAAUUUCAUGAGUGACUACAGUAGGAAGUGGAAGGUUUGGGAUUAGCAAAGCAAGGCCGCUAAUAUCAGUGACUAAUUUGAAAAACUGGUUUGUUCGUUUUUGAGAGCAAAACCAUAAAGCUGUUGUAAAACAAAUAAAACUGCCUCAGAGGGAAGGAGGAACUUAA